CCUGAUGUGGCUGCAGCUGCGCGCGCGCACUGCCGUUACACCGAUUUGACUGGAAGAAGCGAGCGCGAGCCGCGGAAACGGCGGAAUAAGGAGGAGGAGGGAGGCACGAGAAGGAAGACGAGUGUGUGUGUGUGUGUGUAUGUAAGUAAAGAGAGAGAGAGACAGAGAGAGGGGGGAAGGCUGCUCGCGGACGUGGCGGCUCCGGGGCUGAGCGACGAGCCCGCGCGCGUGAGAGAGGGGGCAAAAAAAGGCAAUGCACCGGGGAACCUGCAGGGUCCAGAAUCAGGGAAGACAUCAGCAGUGCUGCUAAGGGACAGAUCUGGUAAGGAUGGAUGAGGUGGGGACGGAGUGUAUCGCGCUGGGCCUGAACGCUCUGGCCUCGGAGUGUAUGUCUCCCGCUCUGGAGCCGCUGCGUGCCGAGUGUGUGACGCCAACACUCGCCAUGCUAAACACGCUUAGUUCGGAGAUUGCAGAGCCGACCGCCAUGUUGCCCUGUGUAAAGAGCGACCCCGAUUUGGAGCUGGUACCGAUCCGCACCGUGGACGUAUCCCAGAUCCAACCUCUGAGUACCGCAGAGCUGGGAUCGGAACACGUCAGGAUGGAGAUCAGCGGCCUGGAGUACAUCAAGUCAGAUUUGCACUCCUUCCACGGAGCCGAGUUAGACUCGUAUAAGUCGAGUUACGAUGCCUUUGACUACGUGUCACAUGACAACCUGGACUACAUCAAGUCGGACCAGAGUUCUGACCUGCAGUGUUACUAUGCAAUGGAACUUGAGGCUAGCCGGUACGAAUACGACUCAACAUUUGCAUCCGAGAAAUCAGAGACAUCGGAUACGGCGGAGUCAAAUAUUCUCGAGUCCAUCCGCAUGGCGGAGCUCCGCACUGAGCUCAACAAGCUCCGUCCUGAUACUAUUAUCGAGUUUUCGUCCGCUCACAUGUAUGACAUGCAUUCUGCAAAUGCAAACACAAACACCACGAGUGCAGACACUGCAAAAGCAAAAACGCAACCACGCAAACCUCGCAACCCGACAGGCGAAAAGCCAUUCUCCUGCACUCAAUGCGGAAAGAACUUCAGCACUCUGGGAAACCUGAAGACGCACCAGCGGAUCCACACAGGCGAGCGGCCAUACUCCUGCUCGCAGUGCGGCAAGAGCUUCGGUCAAGCAGGCAACCUGAAGCGGCACCAGCUGAUACACACGGGUCAGAAACCCUACAAUUGCAGCUUCUGCCCCAAAGGCUUCACCAAGGCAGAUGAUCUACGCUCGCACCAGCGAAUCCACACAGGCGAGAAGCCGUUCACCUGCGACGAGUGCGGAAAGGCGUUCUUCCACUCCAAGGAACUAAAGACACACCGUCUGGUACACACGGGCGAGCGGCCGUUCUCCUGCCAGCAAUGUGGCAAGGCGUUCACGAAAGAGGUCAGCUUCCGUAACCACCAGCAGAGCCACACGGGCGAGAAGCCAUAUAACUGCGUGCAGUGUGGAAAGAGCUUUGGGAACUCGGGUGUGCUCAAGACUCAUGAGAAGAUCCAUAGUGGGGAGAAGCCGUUUCAAUGCACGCAGUGCGGCAAGAGCUUCGGCCGCCUCGGACACUUAAAGGCACACCAGCAGAUCCACACGGGUGAGAAGCCGUACUCGUGCUCGCAGUGUGGCAAGUGCUUCAGCCAGUCAGGUCACCUUAAAGCACACGAACAGAUCCAUAAACGAGAGAAAGCGCAAUAACCAAGAACGAGUGCAGCUACAACAACAUGAUGGAGCAUAGAAGAUAAAACAAAAUGUUAAUGUUCGCAGUACCACACGCACACACAUUUAGUUUACUUAUUUAUGAAUGACUAAUGGUUUUCUGAUUUAUCAUGUGCUUAUCUGUCGGUCCACCUCACAGGUAUGAUCAGUUGGGAUCAGCAGUAGACACAGGUACGAGUAAUAUGUGUAGCCACUGGUGGACAGACCAGUAAUUUCAGUAUGAGGCAAGAGAUCUAUGCUAUAUUUGUAGCUACCAAGUGGACAAGACUGGUUGAGAUCAGCGAGGUGUUUAUCCCAGUCCAGCAAGGAGAACCCCAUGGAGCAUUUCUAUCUUGGUGUGGUUAACCUCCAUGCGGUUCUUCGUGCUGGGAAACAUUACAGUGUCCCCCUUCCAAAUCCUGUGGAGAUCCUCUGGUCUUUUAAAGGUCUUGCUCCUGGUUUCUUAGGUACCCCAUGUUUAGACACAAAGCUUGAGCAGGACUGAAGUCAUGGCCAGACUCGAGGGUGUCCUUCAUGUCAUGUGAGGAGAGUAGAUCACGGCUCACUGCCAAAAUAUUAGGUACACAUUGAGUGCUGUACUGUAUUUGAGACCUAAGGUCUUUUAGAAUUGAAGCACGUGCUCAUUACCUCUGUGGGGUAAUAGUACCUCCAUACACACACCUUCAGCAGUAUUAAUGCCUAGUAGUUAGGUUCCUGUGGAACCACGGGCACACAGAGCUCUCACUUUGCCAGUGGGUUAAUGAACAGAUAUAUGGUUUGUCCACUUAAUUAAACACAUUCCAUGCCAGUUAAAGUGUAGUGUACAGGACCUUACUCUGCCUCUUAUUGGUUACUUGAAUAUUUUGGGUGGAUUUGGUUCUACCUGCGGGUUCCUCUGUCAACUUCUCAAGCUGUUGAAAUGCACGUUUUUAGGACCAAAUAAUUUUUCCAGUCUCAGCACUGACCUUUCAGAAUGGAAGGGAAAUCUGUCAGGUUAUGACAUCACAAAUCUUGGCACUUGGACCCGGACUAUCUUUGCACUGACCCUAAUGCAAUACCAUUAGCUGACACCAGUAUAGCUAUAUUAGCUGAUCUUAUUAUUUAUCCAGCAUUAUGGUGAAAAAGCUGAUGAUUUUAGUCUACACAGCGUCUUUGAUGUGCAGAAGAACAUCAGGUUUGCGUCACUAUUCUCCAACAAUCCAGUUAGAUUCAAAGAUCCCUCCCCCUGAGAAUGAAAAAAAUAAUAAAAGACAUUCAUAAAAAAGUAACCUCAGUUAUUUUAGACUUUUUAAGAAGAAUGUUAAUAUAUUGAUUUUCUCUUCUAUGCUCUAUUACACACACCUCUCAAAGUAUUAUCGUUUUUUUUUUUUAAAGUCUACAUUAUAUAUAAUUAUAUAUGUUUUCAUACCUGUUUGUGACUGAUUUGCUAUUAUGCAAGUGUCUUGCUUUAAUAUGUCGGGGAGGGAGGGGGGCAAGUAGAAAAGUUUUAUAUCCGUUUUAUCUGUUUAUAUCUGUUUUAGUGACGAUUUCUUUUCAUACUCACCGUGUACACGUUUAUCAAGAAAUCAUAUAAUUCUUUAAAUCAUGUACUGGAACGAGUUAUUAAAGAAACUAAUGAAAAAUUUAA
Molecule: messenger RNA, 3347 nt
Organism: Clarias gariepinus (North African catfish)
Lineage: Eukaryota; Metazoa; Chordata; Actinopteri; Siluriformes; Clariidae
Exons: 2
Coding region: 329-1720 (463 amino acids)
Biological process (GO): regulation of transcription by RNA polymerase II
Molecular function (GO): DNA-binding transcription factor activity, RNA polymerase II-specific; RNA polymerase II cis-regulatory region sequence-specific DNA binding
Source: RefSeq, a predicted model, not a curated record